This is a messenger RNA of Nicotiana tabacum (common tobacco), 1919 nucleotides long. The record is from RefSeq and is a predicted model, not a curated record. NCBI's taxonomy places the organism in Eukaryota, Viridiplantae, Streptophyta, Magnoliopsida, Solanales, Solanaceae.
UAGUUGACAAGGAUAAGGGCAAUGCGUUGAUCUACAAUCCAAUCAUUAUGGCAAGACUAAAUAGGAUAGACUUUGACGCCAUGUUUGCUGAAAGGCACAAGCUCAACCAUCUCAGGGUACAGUCACUGAGUGUGGAGCCUAAGUGGGUAGGAGCUCCUUUUGCAUCAAUGCUUAGGAGGCACCAAAUAGAAAAUUGUGACGCAAAUGAACGAGUCCUCCGUGUUGGACUUGUUCUAGCUUCAUCAAGUUCUAGUGUCAAACAAGUCAAACACUUAUCAAUUGUUCUUCAGCCCCUUGAUUUCAACCUCGAUGAAGAGACAUUAAUGAGAAUUGUUCCUUUCUGGAGAACGUCCCUCAGCGAUACAAAUACUCCAAGUCAAAAGUAUUACAUUGAUCAUUUUGAGAUCCAUCCUGUUAAGGUUGUGGCAAGCUUUCUUCCUGGGGAAUCUUAUGCCAGCUAUAGCUCCACGCAGGAGACACUAAGAUCUUUACUUCACAGUGUUAUAAAGAUUCCUACCAUAAAAAAUAUGACAGUAGAGCUCAAUGGCAUCCUUGUAACUCAUGCAUUGGUCACUUUCCGGGAGUUGUCAAUUAAAUGUGCCCAACAUUAUUCCUGGUACGCAAUGAGAGCAAUCUACAUUGCAAAGGGAAGUCCCUUGCUGCCACCAGCUUUUGCUUCUAUUUUUGAUGACUUAGCUUCAUCAUCUCUCGAUGUUUUCUUUGAUCCUUCUAGUGGGCUUCUUAAUCUUCCUGGACUCACUGUUGGUACUUUCAAACUCAUUAGUAAAUGUAUUGAUGGUAAAGGGUUUUCUGGAACAAAAAGAUACUUCGGUGAUCUAGGGAAAACUUUAAAGUCAGCAGGAUCAAAUAUCCUUUUUGCUGCUGUCACUGAAAUAUCAGACUCGGUUCUGAAAGGAGCAGAAGCUAGCGGGUUAAAUGGAAUGGUGUAUGGUUUUCAUCAAGGAAUACUUAAAUUGGCAAUGGAACCUACGCUACUGGGGAGUGCUUUCAUGGAAGGUGGCCCUGAUCGAAAAAUUAGGCUUGAUAGAAGUCCUGGGGUUGAUGAGCUUUACAUUGAAGGGUAUCUGCAGGCCAUGUUAGAUACAUUGUAUAAGCAAGAAUACCUGACAGUCAGAGUCAUUGACAACCAGGUUAUCCUCAAGAACCUACCACCAAGCAGUUCUCUUAUAGAGGAGAUUGUGGAACGCGUGAAGGGAUUUCUUGUGAGCAAAGCGUUGUUGAAAGGAGAUCCUUCAAUAGCUUCUCAUUCCUUGCGUCACAUUAGAGGGGAACGUGAAUGGAAACUAGUACCAACAGUGCUGACCUUGUUUGAACACCUUUUUGUGAGUUUUGCAAUUCGGGUGUUACGGAAGCAAGCUAGUAAAGUAGUUGGGAAAGUAAAUUGGAAGCAGAAAGUUGAAGCUGAUGAUCAAAAAGCCAUUGUACCCACAUCUGGGGGUGGUUACCAAAAGCUGAGCUUUGUCUGGAAAUGGGGAAUCGGAAAGUUUGUUUUGUCAGGGAUGCUAGCAUAUGUGGAUGGACGAUUAUGUCGCUAUAUUCCUAAUCCUAUAGCCAGAAGGAUUGUUAGUGGCUUCUUGUUAAGUUUUCUGGAGAGAAACGACGAAUAAUUAUCGUUUUCUUAAGCUUUCUCAUUAAAUAUAAAUGGCAAGUGCACUUUAUUCAGAGGCUUCCUUAUCAAAGGAUAAAGAUCACCCCCUCCCCUUUCAAUCAUAUGAUGAUAUUUGAUUGGCUAUAGAAUUUAAGAAAUAUUUUCGAUACAAAAGUUAAUUAUUUAUAAUAUCCCAAUAAUAUCUAGAGUUUUAAUGGUUUUCAAUGUGUAAUAUCAUCUUUAGGCGAACAAGUUGUAACAGUUAAACAUGAAGGGCAUAAUUGGAGGAGGAAUGCCCUUAGAUCAUGAA